Molecule: messenger RNA, 1686 nt
Organism: Paramecium tetraurelia
Lineage: Eukaryota; Ciliophora; Oligohymenophorea; Peniculida; Parameciidae
Exons: 2
Source: RefSeq, a predicted model, not a curated record
AUGUCUAACGAAAUUAUUUUAGAAACAGUACGGGAAUUGCUACCAGACAUUGAGAAAGAGAUCCGAGAACAAGUAAGCCAGGAAUUGCAAAUGGAAUAUCAAAUUAAAUUUCAAUAAGAAAUAGAUGAAUUGUCCCAAUUUAAUGAGGAACAAAUAAGGGCCGAAUUAGAAAAGCAAAUAAGAAUUGACUAUGAACAAUAGAAGGAACAAUUGGCUCAAGACGUCAUUCGCGAAUUCGAUGAUUCUCUUCAAAGAGGUUAAUUGGAGCAAUAAUUAAGAUUCAAAAUGUAAGAGGAGUUGGAAGAGCAAAUUAAUGACGAGGUUUCAAAAAAAUCCAAAUAAAUCAGAUUGUAAUAUAAGAAAAGGCUCGAAUAAGAGAAAAAUCAGUUGUAGAAGGAUUUUGAGUUAGAAUGGAAACAAAGAGUCGAGGCUGAGAAAAAAAGAUUGGAAAGAGAAAAGAGUGAAAUUGCAAGAUUGAAGUCAGUGGAGUAUGUAAAACUGAAAAAAUUACAAGAUGAAUAAAAAAAGCACGGUUAAUUAUUAAAAGAUUAAGAAACUAAAUAUUAAGAUAUUAUGAAAUCCCUUCAAAAAUAAAUAUAAGAUUUGACAUAAUAAUUAGAAAUAGCUUUAUAAGAUUAAAUUAUCUAAGAAAAAUUAAGAAGUUAAUAAGAGAAUUUUGAUAGCUUUGAUUAAGAUAAAUUAAUAAACUUUCCACUUUAAAAAUAAGAAUAGGUUUAAAAUCAUAAAUCCAUUCCAAUCUACUAGCAUAAAUAAAUUACAGAAGACGAAUCAUAAGAAUCUUCAUAAACAUAAGUGAAUCUACAUAAUCAUAAAUAAAAACAUAAUAGUCAAAAAGCAGAUUAAUAAGAACAACAGAAUUAACAAAAAUUAAAGAAUCCAAAUAAGAAGUAACAAACAUAGUAUUAAAACCAAUUGGAAAAGGGACUUAAAUAAUAGAAAGGUCAUGUGGAAAUAUCAAAACCUUAACACUUUGAUUAAGAAAAUAAUUAAAAAUAGAUGAAUCGAAUUGAUACAAUUAUAAAAUAAUAUGAUGAAAUUCCAGUUUAAAAAGAACAGUUCAUGAGUUACAAUAGUUUAUUUAAAGAAAGUGAUCUUGAUAAUAGUAAAAAUAAAUAAAUGAAAUAAAGAAGAUAAAAAUUUGUAGAGAAUCAAGAGUUAGAUUAGAGACUCCAGACUAAAUACUUAGGAAUGUAAAUCAAUAUUAUGAAUGACUUUAUUGUCGAUUAUGUUGAAUUUCCUGAAUAUCAUUAAGUUAAAAUGUUGCUUUAGGAAAUUAUUGAAUUAUUUAAUUAAUGGAUGAUUAGUUAUUAAGAGAGAAUUGAAUUUUUCAAAAGGAUUAAAUAGAUUGCAAAUUCAAAUUUUAGAGAUAUUAUUCCAUUCAUACAAACAUAAAUCCAUAAAUUUAAGCUGAUCUAAAACUAUUAUUCUGAUUUCUAAAAACGAUUCAAUCUUAAGAAUUAGAUUAUGGCCAAUUUUAGCUAAUUUAGUAAAUGCAAAUGCUUAUUUGAUUAAUUAAAUUAAUUAAAUUUGAAAUCAAUUAAUUUAUCAGUUUUAGGAUGUGACUUCUAGGAAAUGGUACAACUUGACUAAUGGGAAAAAGACUUUUUAGAAAGAGAAGAACUAAAGUCAUAAAUUUUGUGUAAAAUAUAAUCGAAAUUAAUAUGA